AUGUUACUUACUACUGUUGGACAUGCCCAUGUUCCACUUUCCAUGGAGGAUUUCUUGGACCCCUCGAAGGCUUCACCGGCUGAAAAGGAGCGAGUUGGUAAGCUACUCGAGCGUAUUGAUAUGCUCGCUUCGGAUUGCAAUCUCAGUGCCACCAGACUGGCUGUUGAGAUGCGCGAGUCACACAUGGAAAGAGAGAACUUCAGAGUAGGAAUACUGUUCGCAUCAAAGUCAAUUGUCCAACUAAUAGUCAACCCCUUUAUUGGACCCCUUACGAACAGAAUCGGCUAUUCCAUCCCAAUGUUUUCGGGAUUUCUAAUCAUGUUCAUAUCUACGGUUGUUUUUGCAUUUGGAGAAAAGUACAGUGUUCUCCUGGUAGCUCGAGCCAUUCAAGGAGCUGGGUCGGCUUGUUCCAGUGUUUCAGGAAUGGGAACAAUUGCGACUUUCUACACAGACUCGAAGGAGAGAACAAGAGCGUUUGGAAUUGCACUCAGUGGUCUUGCUCUGGGUGUUCUAGUUGGGCCAACGUUUGGUGGCAUCGUUUACCAAUUCGUCGAUAAAAGAGCACCAUUCUUAAUUCUUGCAGUGCUUGCUUUGCUUAAUGGGGUACUUCAGAUUGUGGUAUUAAAACCAUCAAUUCGGCCAGAAGAUGAACGUGGUGCACCGAUUCUCAAGUUAUUAAAAGAUCCAUAUAUUCUAGUGGCUGCAGGAGCAUUGACUUUCGGAAAUAUUGGAAUAGCCAUUCUCGAACCAUCUCUGCCAAUGUGGAUGAAAGAACACAUGAAUGCGGACAGUUGGGCACAGGGAAUCGCCUUUCUUCCAGCAAGUGUCUCUUAUCUUCUUGGAACCAAUCUCUUUGGCACACUUGCCCAUAAGAUUGGGCAUUGGUUGAGUGCAUUUUUGGGAAUGAUACUAUGCAGCAUUUGCCUUGUUGCUAUUCCCUUCAGUACACAACUGGGCCAUCUUAUAGUGCCGAACUUUGGGCUUGGAUUAGCGAUGGGUGAGAACAUUCAUUUAUUCAUUCCGAAUGCUCGAAAAUCCAAAGAAUGGAUGUUCUCUAAUUCAGGAAUGGUCGACGCUUCAAUGAUACCACAAAUGGGUAUCCUUGUGGAUCUUCGUCAUGUGGCGAUUUAUGGUAGUGUGUACGCAAUCGCCGAUGUUGCUUUUUGUCUCGGUUUCGCUAUUGGGCCAGCGGUUGGGGGCUUUGUAUCCCAGUCGGCAGGAUUUAGUUGGACAAUCUGGGGUAUUGCAAUUGUCGCGGCUCUAUACAGUCCACUCUUGCUCCUCCUACGUAAACCACCUAGUCGUGGAGAACUUCAGCCCCUGAAUGAAGGUAAAUCAAAGAUGUCGAACACAGGGGCCUUGGACAGCCAGGCUUUAGGAAGCACACUCGGUUACGAUCCAACUGAAGGUGGACAGAAAUUUUACAACUACGGUGAUGACUGA
Rodentolepis nana is the source of this 1443-nucleotide messenger RNA. The record is from the annotation of a GenBank genome assembly. Lineage: Eukaryota; Metazoa; Platyhelminthes; Cestoda; Cyclophyllidea; Hymenolepididae.